Molecule: messenger RNA, 2065 nt
Organism: Lolium rigidum
Lineage: Eukaryota; Viridiplantae; Streptophyta; Magnoliopsida; Poales; Poaceae
Product: S-type anion channel SLAH2-like
Exons: 2
Coding region: 18-1844 (608 amino acids)
Biological process (GO): intracellular monoatomic ion homeostasis; transmembrane transport
Cellular component (GO): membrane
Molecular function (GO): voltage-gated monoatomic anion channel activity
Source: RefSeq, a predicted model, not a curated record
UCGAUCGAGUUGUUGCCAUGACGAUCAGCGAGAGCAUCGAUGUCCAGGUGGCCGGCGAGCCAGGGUGUGCUCCGUCUCCGUCCCCGGAAGAGCUUCUCAUUCAUGUCCCCUCGCGCCAUGAAUCGACGCGGGGAGAUACGCCGUGCUCUGUCUCGCUCAGCGUGCCGGCCUCGCCGUCGGGGCUCCACCUCGCGCAGCUCGGCAUGCCGCCGCUGCCGCCCGUCAACGGCGAGGGCGCGGUGCCGCCCAGUAAGACAAAGCUCGUCCACCAUCCCUCCCUGCCGCAGCUGCUGAACCAGGCGCGGCACCACUCGCAGCCGACGCUGGUAGUCAGAGACGCGGGCGGCGAGGCGCCGGCGGUACCGCGGAGCGACAGCACGCGCGAGCGGGACCGGCGGUUCGACCACUUCAAGACCUUCUCUGGCCGCCUCGAGCGUCAGCUCUCCGCACUCCGCGGGCAGCCCCAGGAGCCCCUGCCGGACGCCGUCGACAUCGAGCGCGGCCACGGCGCCGCGUCCAAAAUCUCCGAGGAGGACACCGACGAGGAGGAGGACGUCCCCUCCGCCGACCGCUACUUCGCCGCGCUCGAAGGCCCCGAGCUCGAGACACUUCGCUCGACGGAGGUGGCUGUGUUGCCCAAGGACGAGUUGUGGCCGUUCCUACUCCGGUUCCCGAUCAGCGCGUUUGGGAUGUGCCUGGGCGUGAGCAGCCAGGCGAUGCUGUGGAAGACCCUCGAGUCGGAGCCCUCCACGGCGUUUCUCCGCGUCCACCCCGCCGCCAACCACGUCCUCUGGUGGAUCUCCGUCGCCCUCACCGUGCUCGUCUCCAUCACCUACCUCCUCAAGGUCGUCUUCUACUUCGAGGCCGUCCGCCGCGAGUUCCACCACCCGGUGCGCGGCAACUUCUUCUUCGCGCCGUGGAUCGCCUGCCUCUUCCUCGUCAAGGGCGUGCCGCGGCCCGUGGAUGAGAUCCACCACGUCGUCUGGUACCUCCUCAUGGCGCCCAUCCUCUGCCUCGACCUCAAGAUCUACGGCCAGUGGAUGUCCUCCGGCGAGCGCCGCCUCUCCAAGGUGGCCAACCCGUCCAACCACCUCGCCGUCGUCGGCAACUUUGUCGGCGCGCUGCUCGGCGCCAGGAUGGGCCUCAGGGAGCUGCCCAUCUUCUUCUUUGCCGUCGGGCUAGCGCACUACACCGUGCUCUUCGUCACGCUCUACCAGCGGCUCCCCACCAACGUGCAGCUGCCCAAGGAGCUGCACCCUGUAUUCUUCCUCUUCGUCGCUGCGCCCAGCGUCGCGUCCAUGGCCUGGGCCAGGAUCUCCGGCGAGUUCAACAACGGCGCCAAGCUCGCCUACUUCGUCUCCAUGUUCCUCUACGCGUCGCUGGUGGUGCGCGUCAACCUCUUCCGGGGGUUCAGGUUCUCGCUGGCCUGGUGGGCGUACACGUUCCCGAUGACCAGCGUCGCGCUGGCCACGGUGCUUUACGCGUCGGAGGUGGACAACGUGGGAACGCGGGCCCUGGCGGUGGGGCUCUCCGGGAUCUCCGCCGUCACGGUCACCGGCGUCCUGGCCACCACCGUGUACCACGCCUUCGUGCGCGGGGACCUCUUCCCCAACGACGUCUCCAUCGCCAUCACGCGGCGGAGGCCCAAGUUCAGCAAGAUCCUCGCGCACCUCCGGUUGUCCAGCUCCGACGACAAGGAGCUCGUCUUCUCCAUCCCAAGUUUCAGUUCCAAUCCAAACCUCGGUGCCUACUCCGACGACUCCGCCUCCGAUUCCAAGAUGAGUAGCAGCUCCGAUCAGUCUCCGGCGAUGGCCCACGGGCACGGAAGAUCGGCAGAGCCUUAGGUGGUCAGUGCCAUGCACGAAACUAAUUAGUACACAAUCUUACUUGUACAGAGUUCUUUUCUCUGUUUUUUCUUCACUCCUUUUUUUUUUCAUCAUCCGUGAAUUUGCUGCCCAUAGUGGCAAUUUUUGGCAGAGAUAUCCUUGAGCAAUAUGCAUAUAUUGCCGUGAUGGGGAUAUAUAUAUAUAAAUGCGGGAAGUAGCAGUUGAGUUCAUAAGUUUAA